Penicillium arizonense is the source of this 183-nucleotide messenger RNA. RefSeq lists its product as uncharacterized. Bases 1 to 183 code for a protein of 60 amino acids. Lineage: Eukaryota; Fungi; Ascomycota; Eurotiomycetes; Eurotiales; Aspergillaceae. The record is from RefSeq and is a predicted model, not a curated record. The transcript is spliced from 2 exons.
AUGGCCUCCGUCUCAACCAAAACCGCAACUCCCGUCAUGCCUCCUGCGUUCUUCCCGCGAGAUAUCUCCCAUGCCAUGAUGACAGCCUCAACCCAAAAGCCAGAACAGACCCGUUCCACCCUGGUGGACGGUAUGCCUCCGGCGCCUCCUCCUUCGCCUGUCGCUUUCGCCAAGGGGAUUUGA